Perognathus longimembris pacificus (Pacific pocket mouse) is the source of this 2892-nucleotide messenger RNA. Its product is annotated as A-kinase anchor protein 17B-like. Gene Ontology annotation, molecular function: RNA binding. The record is from RefSeq and is a predicted model, not a curated record. Bases 1 to 2892 code for a protein of 963 amino acids. NCBI's taxonomy places the organism in Eukaryota, Metazoa, Chordata, Mammalia, Rodentia, Heteromyidae. The transcript is spliced from 4 exons.
AUGACAGUCACAGUGGUAUAUGAUAACUCUGAGGCGACAGAGCUCUGCGCAGCUCAGCACCUCUACCUCAAGCCUAUAGCAAAAUUAAUGAUCAACGUUUUGCUCCCAGAGUGUGGAGAACCUGUGAGGCCCUUCUCUAACUGGGAAGUUCUUGACCAGCUGAAAAGUCUGAUUUGCCCUGAUCAAUUCACUACGGUUCGACUCUCCAAGAGUACAAAAGAUUUCAUUCGAUUUGAGGGUGAAGCAGAAACUCGAAGUUUGAUUCAGAUCCUGAAGGCAAAGUUACAUGGGAAGAUCAUCAAGCUAAAUGGUUUGAAAACAGACUUAAAAGUAGUUGCUACAGAUGCUCAGGGAGAAUGGGAACAUUUUUCUAAAGAGACAGAGGCCUCAGUGAGUGAUGGAGCUGAAGAGCAGGACCAUGACAAGAGUCCUGAUUCCAUAUAUUUUGAAGGCUUGCCCUGUAAGUGGUUUGCACCUAAAGGCUCCAGUGGGGAGAAGCCAUGUGAAGAGAUCCUUCGAGUAGUCUUUGAAAGUUUUGGGAAGAUCAAGAAUGUGGAUAUCCCUAUGCUUGACCCCUACAGAGAAGUGAUGACUGGCGAUAGCUUUGGGGGUUUUAGCUUUGGCUUGCAGACUUUUGAGGCCUUUAUACAAUACCAGGAGUCAACUGACUUUAUAAAAGCCAUGGAGUCCCUUCGAGGGAUGAAGCUGAUGCUUAAAGGAGACGAUGGAAAGGCUCUGGCAUGUAACAUUAAGGUUAUGUUUGAUACAACCAAACACUUCAGUGAAGGAGCUAUAAGGAGGAGAAAUCAAGAAAGGCUAAAAUUACAAGAGUUGGAGGAAGAAAAGAAAAAAGAAAAGAGAAGAGAAGAGGAAAUAGCUGAAAGAAAAAGAAAAGAUGAAGAGAGGAGAGCUCAGGAAAAAAGGAAGAAGGCCAGGCUCAGGAGGCAAGUCCUGAAGGAAAGGGAUAGAAGCCGGCCAAGGAAACUGAAGGUGAAAGCUAAACCUGAGGCACCCCAGGAGCCUGACUCUUCAGAGGAGUGGGAAGAGAGGAAGUACUUGCUGGCCCAGAGGCGAGUUGAGGCUCUUCGCUUGCUACCAGUACUCCUGAAGAAUAUUUCCGUAAGGCUGUUUCCAAGUUGCUCUUCAGUGUUGGGAUCCACACAGUUUAAUCCACGGGAGGUUGAUAUUACAGACCAGGAAAUGAAUUACAUUCCAAGUACUACAUUGAGCACUGUGGAGGAAGGAAAGUUAAACACUCAGCAUCUUCUAAAUCAAGAAGAAAUGCCAGAAUAUCAAGUUACCAAAUCAGACAACAAAGGAAAACAAACCAAGAAGAAAAGAGCUAGAGCUUACUUACAUAAAUCUUCUAACUGCCCUAGAGGAAAAAAGUUGAGCUCUUCUAGUGGAAAAGGGAGAAGUAAACUAUUAACUGUUGGAUACAAUUACAGUUUUAUUUCAGACCAGAAUUCCCUGCAGAUUACCAUGAGUCAAGGUCAGUCUCUUGAAAACAAAGGCUGCCACAAGUCUACUGAAUCCUGUUCUUCCACACUAUCUGAGCUCAACCGUGGAAGGAAACCGAAGAUCUAUGAAACGGACGAAUUUAUUGACUAUCUAUUAAACUACUAUCAGACUCCAGAAUAUGCACGUGUCAUAGGAGCAGAUUAUGUGAUAACAUGUGACUGGCAGAGGGACAUUGAAGCUAAAGGGAAUGGAUUUCAGAUUACUUUGAGAAAACAUGAGUGUCACAGUGAAAAGUUGGAGAGGAGAGAAGAGGCUCAAGAAGAUGAUUACUGGUUAAGAGUCUGUAUUGAAGAUCCUGAACAUAAACCACAGAAAAGUAAAAAAGUGGAUUAUACCAAAGAAUGUGUACCAAAUGCAACUGAUGAUCCACUGUCUACUGGUAGAGAAUGCCAUCUUUCGGAAAAGAGCCAGGUUCACCAGGAUGAAGAUUUCCAAUCUAGAAGGAAAAAUCAAGUUUCCUCACCCAUCAGUUCAGGAGGCUUUGAUUUGCAGCUGACAGAUUUCUUGGAUGAAGCUGGUGAGCCGCUGUCCCCAAUUGAAGGAGAGCGCCCUCUGUUGGAAAGCAGUUACAUUUACCAGGAUGAAGAUGUCCAAUCAAGAAGGAAAAGUCAAGUUUCCUCACCCAUCAGUUCCCAAGGAUUGGAUUUGCAGCUGUCAGAUUUCUUAGAGGAAAUUAGCAGUGAUUCUGAAUGCUUCAGUGAAAUUCUCAGCGUGAACAAAGAAGAAAGCGAAGAAUCUGAGGCCAGCUAUCCUAAGACUGCUGAAAAAGGAACUCUUGACACUGAUGAAAUAAUCCUUGGCAAACAAAAACCAAGGUUAAGUCAGCAGACCUUGUAUUCCAAGUGGAAGCAUGAGAAUGAAGAAAAAUAUUCAAAAUACAAGCUUCCACCACAAAGAAAGAGGGAAAAAUAUGAACUGAGAUAUUCAAGGCUUACAGAAGAACGCACUUUCAGUAUGGAUGAGAACAGUAGCAGAAAAAGGAGACCCCUAGCCAUCAAGCACUGCUUUGGUGAAGGCUCUUAUCCUGAAUACAGUUACGGUGACCAAUUAGAGGACAUCAGAAGAAAGAAGAGGAGGGUGAGUCAUAGUAUCUUGGACCAAGAAGGAAAUUUUAGACCAUCUCACAUGCCAAUAAUGCCAUUCACAAAUUCCAGUGCUUACUAUUUGGAAUAUUAUCCCCAAAGAAGAGAGAGUCCUAUGCAGUCAGCAUAUAGUCAAGAUGCAAAAAGGCUUAAAAGAUAUGACAAUUCUAAAGAUUUCAUGUUUGAUUGUGAUAGUUAUUAUAUUACACCUGGCAGACAGAAGUACACGGACUAUAGAAGAUAUUUAGGAAACAACAGUACUAGUUCUUCCUAUUUUCAAAUGUUUUGA